CAAGUCCCCACUUCACAAGGAAGAGCUUUGGCGCAGUCUCCCUGUCUCUCUUUCUAGUCCGGAGUGGGGAAACAAGCACUGGAAAAAAUAAUAAUCUAGCUAGGACUCUAGAUCUAAUUAAUUUGUAAACUGAAGAAGUCAUAAGGGUCCCGCCUCUGCCCCAUUAGAUUCCCGCCCCCACCGAUGGUCUUUAAAGUUCUCGCGAGGCGCGCCCCGCAGCCCCACAGCGAACAUCUGAGGAUGGACAGACGGACUCGGAGCGCCACGAGGGAGCCCCGGGGGAGAGGCAGCGGGUCGCCCCCGAAGGAGAACAAGAAGGCGAAGGCAGAGAGGGGCGGGGGCCGCGGGCGCCGGGAUACGCGGCGUGAGGGGAGCCCUGGGGCGCCCCGCGCGCAGGCAGCCACGGUGGUGGACGUGGAUGAGGUCCGCGAGCCCGGGGAGGAGGGCACCGAGCUGGGGGCGCUGCUGGAGAGCGAGCGGCCCGAUGAGGGUAUCAAGUCCUCUGGUUUAGGUGUCUGUGAGUGGCUUCUAGUCCUUGCAUUCCUGCUCUUCAUCAUCAUGACCUUCCCCUUUUCUAUCUGGUUCUGCAUAAAGGUUGUCCAGGAGUAUGAGAGAGUAAUUAUAUUCCGACUAGGACAUCUGCUUCCUGGAAGAGCCAAAGGUCCUGGUCUUUUCUUCUUUUUGCCCUGCUUGGACACUUACCACAAGGUUGAUCUUCGUCUCCAAACCUUGGAGAUACCCUUUCAUGAGGUUGUGACCAAAGACAUGUUUAUAAUGGAGGUAGAUGCUAUCUGCUACUACCGAAUGGAAAAUGCCUCCCUUCUUCUAAGUAGUCUUGCCCAUGUGUCCAAAGCUGUCCAGUUUCUUGUACAAACAACCAUGAAACGUCUCCUUGCUCAUCGAUCUCUCACGGAAAUUCUUCUAGAAAGGAAGAGCAUUGCCCAAGACGUCAAGAUUGCCUUGGAUUCAGUGACCUGCAUAUGGGGGAUCAAAGUGGAGAGAACAGAAAUUAAGGACGUGAGGCUACCAGCAGGUCUCCAGCACUCAUUGGCAGUAGAAGCAGAAGCACAAAGACAGGCCAAAGUGCGGAUGAUCGCUGCAGAAGGAGAAAAGGCCGCCUCUGAGUCCCUGAGGAUGGCAGCUGAAAUUCUAUCAGGUACUCCAGCUGCUGUUCAGCUUCGGUACCUGCACACCCUCCAGUCUCUGUCCUCAGAGAAACCUUCUACAGUGGUUUUACCUUUGCCAUGUGAUUUACUCAAUUUCUUGUCAUCUCCCAGCCAUCGAACUCAAGGAAGUCUCCCCUUGCCCAGUCAUUCUAAACCUGUUGAGCCACUGAAUCCUAAAAAGAAAGACUCCCCCAUGCUCUAGGAGGAACUGAGGAUAAGGUGGCAGCAGGGGACCUGGCAUAGAAUGGCCACCUAGUGUGCACUUUAUUCUCACUGUAUGACCUUCUGUCCUUGGCACAUAGUCCCAGUAACCGACAUGAGAAGGCAAUGAGGUGAUGUAACAAUUGAGAAGUUAGUACAAGUGCACAAACAUAUAUGGGUCAUCUGUAAGUACAAGAAAGAGCUUUAGACUACAUUCUACUCUGGACAGAAUCUGGACUAAAGUUUGAUGUCUAAAGAUCUGGUUUAAAUGCCCUUUAUCUCCUAUCCUUUGUCUCCUAUCCCCUUUGGCACAACCUUUGCUGCUCUCAGGGCCCUUUCUUCACACUCUCUCAUGAGCUAAUCUUGCUCCAUUGUAAUCCUAGACUUGGAUAUAGGCUUUUCCCAACUCAGUACCUUGAGUUUCUUAAUGACAUGUCAUAGUCAUAUCCCCUUCCCACACUCAACUUCACAUGCCCUACUUCAUCUUCCUUCCUGAUAGUUGCAUCACAGUCACAUUUAAGUGUUCUCUAGUGAAUAAGAAACCAAGAUUUUCUUGGGCUGCAUGUGAAAUCCAUACCUAAUUAAAGAAUUUUAAAGAG
Erinaceus europaeus (western European hedgehog) is the source of this 1966-nucleotide messenger RNA. It is a transcript of the gene NPHS2, whose product is annotated as NPHS2 stomatin family member, podocin. The record is from RefSeq and is a predicted model, not a curated record. The transcript is spliced from 8 exons. The coding region runs from base 184 to 1368 and encodes 394 amino acids. Gene Ontology annotation, cellular component: plasma membrane. NCBI's taxonomy places the organism in Eukaryota, Metazoa, Chordata, Mammalia, Eulipotyphla, Erinaceidae.